AUGAGUGAUAUUUGGAACAACUCGGGAAAGGAGACGCAAAUGUGGUCGACACACGACUUGGCUUGUGCGCACUGCCGAGCACGAAAGAUACGAUGUGGAAGAGAACGACCACAAUGUGAAAGUUGUAAGCGAGACGGUGUCGAGUGUCGAUACUCGUCUCCCGGCAAACGCGUCAACCACGUCAAGCUCUUAUGCCAGAACUUCGAGACCCUCGAAGGCCAGCUGCACAGUAUCCAAAACGACCUUUCAGACCUGACGUCACUCGUUAAGGGUAGUAAUAGCGUGCGAUCGCUAUCCCUUCCAGCUGAGGACUGGGUCUCCGAUAAUUUCACAGGGUCAGAGUCAGAGACAGUCUCUCGCACAAACCGUCAUAUUUUCCUUAACCUCUUUGUUGGUCCCUUUUUCAAGAAUAUCGAUUACGCGACCGACGUGUUCGUGCGGUCAAAUUUUCAGCCGCAUAUUGACCGAAUCUAUUCACACCCUGUUGGCCCUUCUGAUGAAGGCUGGGCAGUUUGCUUUAAUGUCAUUGUUCUUCUUGGUAUCAAAAAUGGACCAACAAAUCAGGGCAACAAUCAUUUUGGCCAAUCACUUCUUCAAACCCUGAAAAUGGCCGUCAAUAAUCCUAGAGUAUUCCUGACACCGAGACUUGUGAACGUCCAAGCCCUCGCUCUUCUGAGUUACGUUGCUGAGCAAUAUAGCACAACCUCACUUGCGGAGCUUGUCUUUGCCCAGGCCUGCUUGUUAGCUCGCACGAUGGGUCUCCAUCAAAGUCAUGCAUCUUUCAGCGACCUUCCGCCCGAGGACAUAUUGGAGAGACACAAAGUUUUCCGAUCCUUGUAUAUCAGAGACAAGAAUAUCGCAAUACUACGUGGGUCCACGGCUUGGCUACCAGGCCAUGAUUCCGGCAUACCCCAUUUGACGGACGAAAUAGAAACAGGAGCACAUGACUUAGUAGCCCGGCUAGAGCUAGCAAAGCUUCAGGAUGAGGUUUAUCAGACAUUCCAUGCCGCUAGUGCUCCCAGUUUACACAUUUCCAAGCAUGGACAAGUAUUGUCACAGCUGCAACAGAAACUAGAGCAGUGGGCUUCCGCUCAUAACGUCAUACAGAAGACGUUAACUUCUCCCGGAUCAUUCUCGCUCAUGUUGUCGUUUCUUGCGACUAGGAUCUGCUUACUCAAAUCCAAUGAUGACAUCAAGUCAGCUCAACCCUCCAGGGAUGCUAAAGCAUGCUGCCUCGUUUUCUUGCUUGCCACGGCAAAAAAGCCAGACUCACGCCUUUCUGACGCUCUAAAAGAGACGUUGGGUCCUCAAAAACCACUGCCUCUACCCACCACCAAGAAAGCCAAAAGAAACUCUCGAAACCAAGCCGUCCUAAACGGUGAUGAUGAAAGCGCAAAUUCAGCGCUGCCCCGGUUGGCUGUAACCUUUCCACUAGCGGCCGCUUUCAUAGUCGCCAAGGACAUCUUGUUACAGCCAAUAGCAGAGGCGGAUAGUACCCCCGGUCGACCAGAAGAGGAAAUAUACCUUUUGGAAGCUCUCCGUGAUCAGUUCGCUUUGGCUACCGGUCAAGCACAUGUUGAUAAUUUCGCGCUGCCUUUUAGUCGCAUCCUGGAUCUACUCGUUCGAAUUGUGCGUCAAAAACGGUUACCAGAGACAACUCAUACACCUUCAAUAGCUUUCAAUGAGCUACCAAGUCUCGAUUCAACACGAUGCUCUAGCUCUUUACAGGAGAGUGUCGUAAGCUCUUUUAGAGAUACACCUCCGGGACCAGAAAAGUUCUCAUCAGUCGGCUCUAUCAGUGAAGCACGUCUGAAUCCUUCUUUGGUUCUACCUUUCAGCCAGCCAGUCGAGUCUUCAGCUGGUGGCUCCCCGUGGUUCGGCAACACCAGUCAGACCGUUAGUAUGAACAACACACCAAUGCUUGUAGCAUGGCCAGGCCAACAUAAACGACAAUCUGGAGAGGUAGAGCAUUUGAACAAAAGACCACGAAUAUCCUGCCAGGAAGAAUUCUUGGAUAUUCCUGCAGGGUAUGCGGACCUUGUCUCCCGAACUGAAGAUGACACAAUAUUCACAUUUGACUUUCUCGGUACGGGAAACGACAUAUCCGUUUUCGACAUGGAAGACUAG
Fusarium sp. VM40 is the source of this 2127-nucleotide messenger RNA. The record is from the annotation of a GenBank genome assembly. Lineage: Eukaryota; Fungi; Ascomycota; Sordariomycetes; Hypocreales; Nectriaceae.